Cucurbita moschata (crookneck pumpkin) is the source of this 423-nucleotide messenger RNA. RefSeq lists its product as uncharacterized. The record is from RefSeq and is a predicted model, not a curated record. The transcript has a single exon. Bases 1 to 423 code for a protein of 140 amino acids. Lineage: Eukaryota; Viridiplantae; Streptophyta; Magnoliopsida; Cucurbitales; Cucurbitaceae.
AUGGGAAAGAGCUUCCGGUUUCAGGUUACGAAGCCGGGAAGUGUUUCUAAGAUAAUAAUUGCUCUAAAGGCUAGAAAGUUGAUUAGGCAUGAUGUUGUGGCGUUCCUGGCUAGUGUGGCAAAAGUGAGACGAGUUGAUAAAGAUGUAUCAGUUGUACCUGUAGUGAAUGAGUUCCUGGAUGUCUUCCUGGAUGAGAUGCCUGGUUUGCCACCAGAGCGGGAAGUCAACCUUGACAUUGAACUUGAACCGGGGAUGACACUUAACUCUAAAGCUCCUUAUAGGAUGGCCCCCACGGAAUUGAAAGAGUUGAAAUUGCAACUACAAGAAUUGUUGAACCAGGGGUUCAUACGACCUAGCGUGUCACCGUGGGGAGCUCGUGUUGUUUGUGAAGAAGAAGGACGGUAUACUCCGUUUCUGUAUUGA